Pristis pectinata (smalltooth sawfish) is the source of this 921-nucleotide messenger RNA. Its product is annotated as lysoplasmalogenase-like protein TMEM86A. The coding region runs from base 1 to 921 and encodes 306 amino acids. The transcript has 3 exons. Lineage: Eukaryota; Metazoa; Chordata; Chondrichthyes; Rhinopristiformes; Pristidae. The record is from RefSeq and is a predicted model, not a curated record. Gene Ontology annotation, cellular component: membrane.
AUGCCGGCCACGCCUCACGUGGCUGCAGGAGAGGCAGGGCACCCGAUUUGUCCCACGGACCAACCCAAAUCCAACGGUCCGAUAAUCCAGCAAAACCCAGCCGUUAUCGGGAACGCUGGCGUCCAUCCCAGAGCGCACUUGUGCGGGAACGCACUGAGCUCUGGAUCACUCACCUGGACUACACAUGGCCCCACUAGUCCAAGGUCACCGGGCAUGGCUCCGCAGUGGGCGAAGAGCGCUGGACCAAAGCUGAUUCCCUUCGUGAUAAGCUCGUGCAUCUACUUUGUGCUGUGGCUGCCCACCUCCAGCCCCUCCUGGUUCAGUGCACUGAUCAAGUGUCUACCAGUCCUGUGUCUGGCCUUUUUCAUAUUGGCGCACGGCUGGAGCGUGGGCACCAUCCACCCGUACUCCAAGAAAAUCUUCGUCGGCUUCCUCUUCUCAGCCCUCGGAGAUGUUUUCCUCACGUGGGGAGACCAAGGGUUCUUCAAUCACGGGGUGCUGACGUUUGGGAUUGGACAUGUCUUCUACAUGGUGGCGUUCGGACUGCACCCACUGAGGUUGGGCGUGGCCCUGGUGCUGCUCCUGCUGGGAGCUGCCCUGUACACCGUCAUCUACCAGUGCGUGGACGGACCCACCCUCUACGCCCUGGGGGGCUACAGCAUCACGCUGACGCUGAUGAGCUGGCGCGCCAUCGCCCGAGCCCGCUGCUCGGGGUACGAGCGGACCUGGGGGUCCCUGUGUACAGCGGCCGGGGCUGUGAUCUUCAUCGUCUCCGACUUCAUGCUGGCCGUGGACAGGUUCUGCGUCCCCCUGCCCCACGCCCGUCUCACCGUCAUGUCCACCUACUACCUGGCACAGAUGCUCAUCUCCCUCUCGGUCCUCGACCACACUGACCGGGACAGUCUGUGGAAGAUGCAUUAA